GAUGGGAAAGUGGUGGUGUCAGAGAGCCAGGAAGGGUGUGCCUGGCGGAGGCAGGAAGAAACAAGCGGAGAUUCAGCUGCAGCGGGCGAGCGGGUGAGUGAGAAGGGGGCGCCGAUUUGCAAAGCGGGUGCGUGGCUGGCAAGAACCCACGCGCUCCCUCGUGCAUUGCGAUCUCGCAUGCGCCCUUUGCAAUCUUUUUUUCUCUUUUUAAAGCAUGCAUAUAUAUCUGUUAAAACGGCCCUGGCCCUGCUGGCCUUGUUGUUGUUGUUUUCUUUGGAGACCACCUCCUGCUGGCCUCCCCACCCCACCCCCGUCCUGCACAUCGCGCCUCAAUCCGCUAGUCCUCAUCGCGCUUUAGGAAAGCUUCAAAAGCCCCCCGGCGCAAUGGGCAGCAGCAAUCCGAAUAAUUACACCUUUUCAAGGGAAAUAAAUAACACAGCCGCGCCCGGAGCGAAUGCGCAGCCCGAGGCGACCUUUGGAAGCAUUUACUGAAAAAGUGUGGUCUGUUUUUUUGGAAGCGGGGAAAUUCUGGGAUCCUUGUAUGUAGCAUGGAUUGAGAAGCUGUCAAAGGCUGCUGGGUGUGCCUUUGUUUGUAUGGGUUUGUGUAUGUGGCUCUCCUGUAAUGCGUUGUGUAGGUGGGGCUGCCUGGAAACUGGAUCAAAGGACAGCUGUGCUGAUUCCACUGUCUGAUCCAGUUCAGCACAAUUCAAGGUGCUGGUGCUUCCCGCGCAUAUAGUUGCAUCGCAAGGGGGGUGGGAUAGAUGACCCCGGAGGUCCCUUCCACCUCUGCCGUCCUAAAAUUCUGUUAUUCCUUUCAAAGCCCUACAGGGCAGGUGUGUGCGGCCGUAGGGUAUUGCCGCUUCCAUCAUCCCUGACCCCAUGACCCAUACGGGCAGGCCCAGCAGUGUCAGGUUCCCCAUAGCAGCCAUAAUAAUAUAAUAUUAUCAUUUAUACCUCGCCCAUCUGGCUGGGCUUCCCCAGCCACUCUGGGCAGCUUCCAACUGAAUAUUAAAAACAAUACGGCAUCAGACAUUAAAAACUUCCCUAAACAGGGCUGCUUUCAGUUGUCUUUUAAAAGUAAAAUAGUUGUUUAUUGCCUUGACAUCUGCUGGGAGGGCGUUCCACAGGGCAGGUGCCACUACCGAGAAGGCCCUCUGCCUGGUUCCCUGUAACCUUGCAGCGAGGGAACCGCCAGAAGGCCCUCAGCACUGGACCUAAGUGUCCGGGCUGAACGAUGGGGGUGGAGACGCUGCUUCAGGUAUACAGGAUCCUUUGUGGUGUAGUGGUUAGAGCCCUAGACUAGGACCUGGCAGACCAGGGUUCAAGGUCCUGCUCAGCCCACUGGUUGACUGGGAGCCAGUCACCCUCUGCCUGGCCAACCUACUUUGCAGGGCUGUUGUGAAGAUAAAGCGGGACGGGGGGGGAGUGUGUACACCAUCUUGAGCGAGCUCUUUGGGGAACACGUGGAAUAUACAGUGGUACCUCAGGUUAAGAACUUAAUUUGUUCUGGAGGUCCGUUCUUAACCUGAAACUGUUCUUAACCUGAGGUACCACUUUAGCUAAUGGGGCCUCCCACUGCCACCGUGCAAUUUCUGUUCUCAUCCUGAAGCAAAGUUCUUAACCUGAGGUACUAUUUCUGGGUUAGCGGAGUCUGUAACCUGAAGCGUCACUAACCUGAAGCGUCUGUAACCUGAGGUACCACUGUAAAUGCAAUAAGAACAGCUUGGGGCCAGAGUUAGCCUGGCUGCCUACUCCAUACAUUUAACGCACACUUCCCUUGCACUCCCCUAAAGAAUCCCGUGGGCUGUUGUUUGCCCCUCAGAGAGCUACAAAUCCCAGCACCCUUAGCACACUACAGUUCCCAGGAGUAUUAUUAGUUUUUUGGCAGGAUGUAUGUGUGUGUGUGUGUGCACGCUUUAGACGUAUGUUGUAAGAAGCCUCUGCCUGCCCAGAGACCCUUCCCAAAAGGCAUGAUCAGAUGGCCUCCUGAACAAGCAAAUGUUCAAAAAGUUGCCCCAGGUAUCUUGCCGUCAUUCCCCCACUCCCUAGUCUCCAGCUGUAUCCCUCUGCUUGCAGCUUUUUUCGAGAUGUGCCCAUUCUACAGGUGCCCACAGAAGUCUUGGUUUUUCAGGCUUCCUGCCUGAAAAGGAUUAACCGUUUCCACGUCGAGUCACCUGUCAGGAAGCCUCCGUAGGCCCCACCGCAACGCCCGUGAGGCGCAGAGGAUUUUGGGAUGUGUCCUUGAGGACAAAAGCCAACCCAUGAGGCUGUGCUGGUCUCAGGCCUGCUGGGCUUCACCAUUGACCCAUGGAAGCCAAAAAGUCCCCCCCCCCAUAAAACGCCCAAAACUCCCCUGCGGCUACAAAAUCUGGUUCCUUCUAGGUCUACAUGGGAACAAGGCGGCUCAAGGGCAGCUGUACUGCCUCUCUUUAUUUAACAGUGUUUUCCGUUUGUUUGUUUGUUUGUUUGUUUGUUUGUUUUUGCACCUUUUACAUGGCUGGCUCCAGAUUUUGUAUGUCCCCCACCCCCAUAUAGUCCCAGGGCAACUUGCUGUGUUGUGUUCAAAGCCCCAAUUGCAAUCGCUGUUCCAGGUUGUGGGUGACAGAAUAAACUGUUCUGGAGGUUUUUAGACAACAAGGAAGCAAAACCGUUACCAGACAACCCUGCAGCUUUCGGAAACCCUUGGAAAGGGAUCACACGAUCCGAUCCUAACCAUGGUCUACCCAGAUCACAUUGGUCGAGUCUUCUAGGAAUCUGAGUUCCAUUAGUGAAUUCAGCCAUUUCUGAAUUGAGGAGGAUCAAGUACACCUCUAAUGAAUCUGUAAGCCCCUGUUGCAGCAAGUUUUAAAACCGCCUUUGGUCUGAUCCAGCCUUUGGUCUGAUCCAGCUUGGCGGUUCUUGCAACGCUGUCUUUAAAGCUGAGCUUAAGUUAAGCCACGCCUUAACUUUCAUUUUGGCCUUCACUGCACGUUCAUUCUCCCCUGGGACAAAAUGGCAUUCAGUUUAUUUCCAGGCCUAAUUUAAGCUGAGUGGGCAAACUAGUACAUUUGGGAGGCCAGAAAGUGGUUGUAGGAUGGAUAGCGGCUCAGAGAUUGAGGCUGAAUCCUGACAAGACAAGUACUGUUUUGGGGGGACAGGGGGAGGGCGGGUGUGGAGGACUCCCUAGUCCUGAAUGGGGUAGCUGUGCCCCUGAAAGACCAGGUGUGCAGCCUGGGCCUCAUUUUGGACUCGCAGCUGUCCAUGGGGCGCAGGUUAAUUCUGUGUCCAGGGCAGCUGUUUAUCAGCUCCAUCUGGUAUGCAGACUGAGAUCCUACCUGCCUGCAGACUGUCUCGCCAGAGUGGUGCGUGCCCUGCUUAUCUCCCACUUGGACUACUGCAAUGCACCCUACGUGGGGCUACCUUUGAAGGUGACCCAGAAACUACAACUAAUCCAGAAUGCGGCAGCUAGACUGGUAACUGGAAGUGGCUGCCAAGACCAUAUAACACCGAUCCUGAAAGACCUACACUGGCUCCCAGUAUGUUUCAGAGCACAAUUCAAAGUGUUGGUGCUGACCUUUAAAGCCCUAAAUGGCCUCAGCCCGGUAUACCUGAAGGAGCGUCCCCAUCGUUCAGCCCAGACACUGAGGUCCUCCUCCGAGGCCCUUCUGGUGGUUCCCUCACUGUGAGAAGUGAAGUUACAGGGAACCAGGCAGAGGACCUUCUCGGUAGUGGCGCCUGCCCUGUGGAAUGCCCUGCCACCGGAUGUCAAGGAAAUAAACAACGCUCUGACUUUUAGAAGAAAUCUGAAUGCAGCCCUGUUUAGGGAAGCUUUUAAUAUUUGAUGAAUUAUUGUAUUUUAAUAUUUGCUGGAAGCCACCUCGGGUCGUUGGAGAAACCCAGCCAGAUGGGCAGGAUAUAAAUAAAUUAUUAUUAUUAUUAUUAUUAUUAUUAUGAGCUGAAUGGUGGGACUCCAUGGAAAUAAUCCAUGUUUCUUCUUCCUUUUCAGACCCCCCAGGCUUCAGGAUGUUCUUCACCUGUGGCCCCAAUGAGGCCAUGGUUGUCUCAGGUGAGUUCUACACUUUCUCUUCCUCCCUCUUACCAAAGAGGUGGGUCCGCCUGGGACCUGCAACAAAAUGUUGCAGCAUGGAACAUGCCUCUUCAGUGUUCCAGCUGUGGCUUCUUUCAGGAUAUACCAUUCCUCUCCCUCCAAUGCUCAUUAUUGCAUGGCGAAUGAGGACACUUCAUCUUCGCUGAAGAGGUUUUUUUGGGAAUUUCUUGUCUCCUUGGAUUUCUUUUCCCUACUUGAUUCCCCCCCCCCCCUAUUUCUGCUCUAUGUGGGCUUCCUUGAGCUUAUAACAGCCUUUUAAAAUGAUUUAUUCACAACCUUUUAAUUGAGUUAAUCUGUUUAUAUUCUGCUGCUCCGAUUACAUUUUGAUUUCUUUUGGGUACUCUUUUGUUUUGUAGGCUAGCCUGUAAGUGGUCAAUAUGCGGGCAGGAUAUUAAAUAAGACAAAAUACUGCAUGAGGAAGGUUAGCGGGCUGCGUGUGUCUGCAUUUAGGUCUCUUUUUCUCUUCUUUUAAACUGUAUAUACUCCCACUGGUAAAGGUAAUAAUAGGUGUAAUAGGUCCCACUAUUAUAUUAUUUCAUGCCACCCCAAUCUCAGAGCAGUACGAGAUUCCGGGAGUUCCAGAGUUCAUGUUUCCUUUCAGACAUGAGGCGCAGAAGAAACUCUGGUUCCUUUAUGAUCUAUAUUUUAUUUACACAUAUAUACCACCUCAGCCUAUGAUGGAGGGGUUCACAGCAUCAAGACCCCCAAAUCGAUCUUGUUUCUCCCAUAUCUGCAGCUUUGGAUUCAGACGGAAAUCAAACAUUGCUCUCUGCCUCUUUGGCUUUCCAGCCUACAACUUUGCUUCUAGGUCACAAUACAACCAACCUGCGUCCUUCUCACUAUCUUAAGAGCUGGAGGAGGGGCCCUACCCAUUUCUCUUCUGGCACAGAGGCCUCUUUCCUUUGUUCUCUUAAUGGCACAUCACCAAGGCGAUUGCCUGGACACAGGAAGCAAGUCUGGCCUGUAUUUUAGCACUUGCUGGGUCCAGGGGUUUGAAUGGGUCUGGCGUCCACAAACUCAUAAAGGUAUACAGUCAUACCUCGGGUUGAAUAUGCUUCAGGGUGAGCGCUUUCAGGUUGCGCUCCGCGGCGACCCGGAAGUAACGGAGCGCGUUACUUCUGGGUUUCGCCACUCGCGCAUGCGCAGACGCUCAAAAUGGCGUCACGCGCAGACACAGACUGCGUUCGCUUCAGGAUGCGAACGGGAUCCGUUCCGGAGCCCCGUUCGCAUCCUGAGGUACCACUGUAUACGAAUUAUAUAACCUUCAAAUUCUAUUCAAUGCAAGGUUAAAAGCCCAGCUUUUUCUGUUGGGCUUUAAGAGGCUGACGGGCUAAGUCGUUUUCAUGAUGUUGGAAUUCAUGCAACUUGUGAGAAUUAUUUUAAUGUACUUCUGUUUGUUAUGUGCCGCGUUUUUUUAUAUUGCUUUUGUAAGUCCACCCUGCUGUCUUUCUUGGUGAUGGGCGGUGUUGAAACCUCUUAAACAAAAAAGUCAAUGUGAAUACCACAGAAAUUUACAAACCCCUGUUCCUGGAAACCUCUGGAAAGGAAAGUGCUGCUACGCUUGGUUCCUGCUUCCUGGCUUCCCCCAGGCCACUUUGAGAACAGGAUGCUGACCUAGAUGGGCCUUUGGCCUGAUCCCACAGGCUCUGCUUAUAUCCUUAAGUAUCGUUCCCUAGAGGACCCCCCCCCCCCCAGAAAAGCCCUCUCCCUUUUGCGCAUCUCAUCCCAGUUAUGGGGAAAGCUUGUUACAGGGGCAGUGAUUCUGGCAACCUGUUUACAGAAGGUACUAUAUUUCAAAAGAGGCUGUAGUUCUGCCCUUCCAUCCAUUCACCCCAGAAUCAUUUCAGGGGUUGGGUUGUUUUUUCCCCCCUUCCAUUUUUCCAACCACCCUGCUUAGGGUUUUCCAGGGAAUCAUAUUGGGCAUCCCCUCCUUUGCAAUUUUCAUUUGCUGUUUGACAGUGAAACUGUCUCCCUCGGGAGGCUGUGGACUCUCCUUCCUUGGAGGUUUCUAAGCAGAGGUUGGACGGCCGUCUUGUCAGGGAUGCUUUAGCUGAGAUUCCUGCAUUUCAGAGGGUUGGACUAGAUGACCCUCAAGGUCCCUUCCAGCUCUACAGUUCUAUGAUUCUCUCUCUCUCUCUCUCCUCUUCUCUGCCCCUGAUCAUAAACAAGCCAGGUUGUUGUUGUUUUGGAAGUGCAGUGGUACCUUGGUUCUCAAACUCAGUCUGUUAUGGAACUCCAUUCCAAAACCAAAGCCUUCCAAACCAAGGCACGCUUUCCAUAGAAAGUAAUGCAAAAGGAUUAAUCGGUUCCAGACUUUUAAAAACAACCCUUAAAACAGCAAUUUAACAUGAAUUCUACUAUCUAACGAGACCACUGAUCCAUAAAAUGAAAACAAUAAUCAAAGUACUGCAGUCACACAAUCAAUCAGUCGGUAGCUGAACUGGGUUCCACACAGUCACAAAAACGAAAGAAAAAAGAGCCUCAAAAACAAAAACUCGAAAUAAGUAGCAAAAACAGACAGACCUGAGCGUAACACUCAGAAUGGAAGUGUGGCACUCAAAUCGGAAGCGUAACACUCAAAACGGAGCACAUUCAGCUUCUGAAAAAAGUUCACAAACUGGAACACUUACUCCCGGUUUUGCAGUGUUUGGGUUUCAAGCUGUUUGAGUACCAAGGCGUUUGAGAACCAAGGUACCACUGUAGGCCCCUUUACUUCAGUGAUUUUGGUGUGUUGCAUUAAGGUGCUUCAAUUCAACCUUUUCCUCUCAGGUUUCUGCCGCAGUCCCCCUGUCAUGAUAGCUGGAGGACGCGUGUUUGUGAUGCCAUGUAUUCAACAGAUCCAGAGGUGAGUUCUUCUGGGGCAGAACCCCUGGGAGGGAUGAGGGGACUUUGGCAAGGAUGCUGAAGGCUAGCUAAUGUGAACAUAAUCCUCUCCUACUUGGAUCUUGAGUCCUUUCUCUGAGGGACACCAGUAAGGCCUCAUCUGCUCCAUACAUUCAAAGCACUACCAUGCACUAAAAGAUACAAAAGGUAAAGGACCCCUGGACAGUUAAGUCCAGUCAAAGGCGACUAUAAGGUUGCGGCGCUCAUCUCGCUUUCAGGCUGAGGGAGCCGGCGUUUGUCCACAGACAGCUUUCCGGGUCAUGUGGCCAGCAUGACUAAACCGCUUCUAGCACAAUGGGACACUCUGACAAAAGUCAGAACACACAGAAACGCCGUUUACCUUCCCGCCGCAGCAGUACCUAUUUAUCUACUUGCGCUGGUGUGCUUUUGAACUGCUAGGUUGGCAGAAGCUGGGACAGAGCAACGGGAACUCACCCCGUUGCAGGGAUUCGAACCGCCGACAUUCCGAUUGGCAAGCCCAAGAGGCUCAGUGGUUUAGACCACAGUGCCAUCCGCGUCCCUUACCAUGCACUAAACCUGGCUGAGUGAAAGUCUCCCCAGCCAGAUAGCCCAAAUAUUGCAACACAAUGGCUUUUGUUUACUCCGCUCCGGCAUGCUGUAGUUUCUUUCACCAAAAAUAUGCACUUAGAAACGGCAUCUUUUGAGUUUCUGUUGAGGGCUAGAAACAAGCUCUCCUCCACACACACCCUGCUUAGACAACAACAAUUAAAUUCUCAAAUCCAAACAUCACUGCCUGUUAGAUUUUGCACUGAAUUCUUGUGCUUAAAAGAGCACCAGAAAAAUGAAAACUCCUGCUUGUAAAGAGAUGUGUUGUUCAGUUACAGCUAAGCCAAGAUUUAGAUCUAAGUCAGGAUUGGGCCUCCAGCCAAGGGAUUCUGGGAAGAAUGCAGUUUGCGUAGAAGAAAUGGCAGGAGAAUAGUCAGAACAGCCCAAGGAAGUCUUUUGACUUGGAUCCAUGAUGGCAUAGUGGUUAGAGUACUGGAAUAGGACCUGGGAGAACUGGGUUCAAAUCCCCACUGGGCCAUAAAUCUCACUUGGUGACUUUGGGUGAAUCACAUGCUCGCUCAUUCGCUCUCAUCUUAACCCACAUCACCGGGUUGUAGUGAGGUGUUUGUACUGAAUCCAUCAAUCCAUCCAUCCCUGGUUUCUACAAUCAGGGGAUAAAACCUGGCAAUUAGAGAUCACACUAGACAAGAGUUUCAAAAAGCAUGGGGAAAAUGCAGAGAAUACUUCACAAAACAGUGCCCUAAAAUACAUACCUGGACUUGUUUCGAUUAAUGUCUGCAGGAGACUUUGUGGAUAUUUAAGUUAUAAUUAGAAAAAUCUUAAUAAUUAUUCAUAAAGGAAACGGUUUAUAAGAAGUAAAUAAGGAGGCCAGAUACAAGAUAAAGGAAGUCUUUUAUUUGGUUGUUUGUAUUGUUGUAUGUUAUGCUCAUUGUAUGUGAUGUUCACGUUUAAUGAGGGUGGAUUUCUGUAUUGGGGGCUGGGGGGGUCAUGUUAUGUUGUAAAUAAAAUUCCAAUUAAAAAAAAUACAAUCGGGGGACAAAACCUGUGAAAGUGAAGGACAGUCAGUAAAAGAGGCCUUUGAAUUGAGCAAGGAAUAGAAGUGGCGUGUUGUGCCACAUUGGCGGUGUCAACAAUAUAUAUCUGACUGGCAACCUUAGGCCCAGGGAGAGCCAGGGUGAUGGGGUUAAGACUACAACUCCCAGAAGCCCCGGCCGGCUUGGCCAAUACACAGGGGCUAUGGGAGUUGUAGUCUAGCAACAUUUGGAGGUUGCCACAUUGACUCCCUCUGGCUUGGGCUUCUCAGGACAACUUCAACUGGAGUCCAGGUCACCACUGAGAAGUACGUGGGUGUAUGUGUCUUUCUCUUUUUUAUUGGCUCUCUCCUUCCCGUUGCCUGCAGGAUCUCACUGAAUACUCUGACCCUGAAUGUGAAGAGUGAAAAAGUAUACACCCGACAUGGGGUCCCCAUCUCUGUCACCGGCAUUGCCCAGGUAACCGUUUCCCAGCGUGCUGCCACCCCCCCUUUUAAUUAGAGCAUUUCCUUGAGGGGGCAUCUGCUCAGAGGAAGGGGGCAUGUGCUGGCAGUGGCCUGGACAGAAUCAAAAUGUGGGUGGGCUGCCUUUUCGGGACAGCUCCCUUCUAUCUUCGUUCUGUCACACACAUGCACCAUUUUUCCUGCAAGAACGUCGGCCAAGGGCCACAUGAAAUUCAUCCGUGGGCUGCAGGUUGCUCACCCCUGUUCUGUGGAAAAGGCAAUUUCUGAUUUCCUCCAUUGGAACGAUUUUAUAUUCCUCUUAUAAUAAUAAUAAUUAUUAUUUCUACCCCGCCCAUCUGGCUUGGUUUCCCCAGCCACAGAUCUGGCCACCCCCACCCCCUGCAGGGGAUCGGAUCGGUUUAAUUUCCUUUUUCUUUCUCCUCUUUCCAAAAUUUUCCUUGGCUCUUCCCCUGGCCCUCACAAUAUUGGCGGCAGGAGUGGGAGGAUUCAAAGUUUAGCAUUACAGCCUGGGACCCAAAUACUUGCAAAACCACACUUCUUCCAUAAUAGUAAUAAUAAAUUUUAUUUAUACCCCACCCUCCUCGGCCAGAGCUGGGCACAGGGCGGCUAACACCAAUAAAAUUACAGUAAAAACAUAAUAGGGGGGGGAAACCAAUUUAAAAUACAGGUUAAAAUGCAAUUUAAAAUGCAGCCUCAUUUUAAAAGAAGCCCAUAGAUCAAAGCCAAGGCCUGCAGUCUGUAUUUUAAGAACUGUGUUGCUUUCUGGGGGGUUUUUUCAUUUGCCUUUGUUGCAAACCAGUCUGUGGCUUGCGAAAGGGGGCAGUGUAUAAUCAUCUAAAUAAAUGCUAGAGUACGACGCCAGCCUUGUGCUGAUGUUCGCUGAAUUAAAUUUCCUCCAACUUAACGGCUAGCAAAAAGCAAGAUGUUCUGGGCUGCAGCAGCUCCCUGCUUGCAGAAAUUCCAGAAACGGCUCUUCCUCCUAAAGGGAAAAUGUCUCCAAUCUGACGAUUACCUAAAACAGGAUGCGAGAGUUGUUAGGAAACUUGGGGCGGGGGGGCAAUCCUUUCUCUUUCUCAGCUUUCUUCUCUUUCCGCCCCACCUCCCACCCCCAACAUAGGUGAAGAUCCAGGGACAGAACAAGGAGAUGCUGGCAGCUGCUUGCCAGAUGUUUCUGGGCAAAUCAGAGCUCGAGAUUGCCCAGAUUGCUUUGGAAACGCUAGAGGGGCACCAGAGAGCCAUCAUGGCCCACAUGACCGUAGAGGUGAGCUUUGCCAGAAUAUGUUCAAUCUUUGCUGCCCUCUGCUGGAAGGGAUGAGUUUCGGUCACUGUGUAUACAUAAUGCUGCCCCCUGCUGGGAAAUGUGUGUUGUUUUUGUUGUUGUUUAGUCAUUUAGUGGUGUCCGACUCUUCGUGACCCCAUGGACCAGAGCACGCCAGGCACUCCUGUCUUCCACUGCCCCCCGCAGUUUGGUCAAACUCAUGCUGGUAGCUUCGAGAACACUGUCCAACCAUCUCGUCCUCUGUUGUCCCCUUCUCCUUGUGCCCUCCAUCUUUCCCAACAUCAGGGUCUUUUCCAGGGAGUCUUCGCUUCUCAUGAGGUGGCCAAAGUAUUGGAAGAACCUUUUAAUGAGGGUGAAAGAGGAGAGCGCAAAAUAUGGUCUGAAGCUCAACAUCGAAAAAACAAAGAUCAGGGCAACUGGUCCCAUCACCUCCUGGCAAAUAGAAGGGGGAGAAAUGGAGGCAGUGAGAGAUUUUACUUUCUGGGGCUCCAUGAUCUCUGCAGAUGGUGACAGCAGUCACGAAAUUAAAAGACGCCUGCUUCUUGGGAGAAAAGCAAUGACAAACCCAGACAGCAUCUUAAAAAGCAGAGACAUCACCUUGCCAACAAAGGUCCGUAUAGUUAAAGCUAUGGUUUUCCCAGUAGUGAUGUAUGGAAUUGAGAGCUGGACCAUAAAGAAGGCUGAUCGCUGAAGAAUUGGUGCUUUUGAAUUAUGGUGCUGGAGGAGACUCUUGAGAGUCCCAUGGACUGCAAGAAGAUCAAACCUCUCCAUUCUUAAGGAAAUCAGCCCUGAGUGCUCACUGGAAGGACAGAUCCUGAAGCUGAGGCUCCAAUACUUUGGCCACCUCAUGAGAAGAGAAGACUCCCUGGAAAAGACCCUGAUGUUGGGAAAGAUUGAAGGCACAAGGAGAAGGGGACGACAGAGGACGGGAUGGUUGGACAGUGUUCUCGAAGCUGCGAACAUGAGUUUGACCAAACUGCGGGAGGCAGUGGAAGACAGGAGUGCCUGGCGUGCUCUGGUCCAUGGGGUCACGAAGAGUCGGACACGACUAAACGACUAAACAACGUUGUUGUUGUUGUUGUUGUUGUUGUUGUAUCCCGGCUGAGACUGGGCUCAGAGUGGCUAACAUCAUAAAAACAACACAAUAUGCAUAAAAACAGACAUCAAUUAAUUAAAAUACAUCUUAAAAUUACAGUGGUACCUCGGGUUACAGACGCUUCAGGUUACAGACUCUUCUAGCCCAGAAGUAGUACCUCGGGUUAAGAACUUUACCUCAGAAUGAGAACAGAAGUUGAGUGGCGACAACAGUGGGAGGCCCCAUUCGCUUAAGUGGUACCUCAGGUUAAGCACAGUUUCAGGUUAAGAACGGACCUCCGGGACGAAUUCAGUUCUUAACCCGAGGUACCACUGUAACUCAGACAAGUUAAAAUCUGGGCAGGUGGCAAUUAUCAGGUUGGAACUGAGAGCGGUUGUAGGAACUGACCAAGUCCUGGAAGUCUGAAAUAAAUGGACCCGGUUGGGAUGGAAAGGUGGGCAAGCCUAGGACUCGAUUCCUGUUCCUGGCUGCUUUUCCCUCUCUGGGUAUAAUACCCUCUGCUGUCUCUGUUUGCCCGUCAGGAAAUAUACAAGGACCGGCAGAAGUUCUCCGAGCAGGUCUUCAAAGUUGCCUCCUCUGACCUGGUCAACAUGGGGAUCAGUGUGGUCAGCUACACCCUCAAAGACAUACACGAUGACCAGGUAAGAAAACAGGAAGCUGCCUUGUACCAAGUCGGAUCAGCGGUCCACCCAGAGCUCAGUCUAGUCUUUGCAUCGAAAGCAGCAGCUUUCCAGAGCUUCAGGUGGGAUUCUUCCCCAGCCCUACCCAGAGACUGAACCUGGGAAUUUCUGCAUGCAAGGUAGACACUCAACCUCUGAGCUUUGGCCACUUCCGCAUGAAGGUAACAGCUCUCUCUCCCACUGUUUUGUCCCUCUAGGAACUAGCUUUAGGUAUAUCAAUAUCAUUUCAGGGGCUUUGGUCCCUUUCCAUAAAGUGACUAGGGUUAGAAUUCCAUUGGUGACGUCAAUAAACAAUAAAAACCUUAACAUAGUUCUUUUGUUAGUGAAUAUGGAACAUUUCCUAAUUUCUGUAAUGCACCAACGCAGAACAAGAGAAGAUAGGAUUUAUAAGGUGCACUAAAAUAGUACCGUAUUUUGCGCUCUGCAGAGCGCGCUGGGGCUUUGGGAUAAGAGGCAGCUCUGCGCAAGCCGGGGGAGCCCUCCCGCGGCUUGCGCUGAGCUACCCGAAGCCACGGCGUGACUGCCCAGCGCGCCGGGGCUUCGGGAUAAGAGGCGGCUCUGCGCAAGGCGGGGGAGGGCUCCCGCGGCUUGCGCAGAGUUUCCUGAAGCCUGGAGAGCGAGAGGGGUCGGUGCGCACCAACCCCUCUCGCUCUCCAGGCUUCAGCGAAAGCCUGCAUUCGCCCCAUAGGACGCACACACAUUUCCCCUUCAUUUUUGGAGGGGAAAAAUUGCGUCCUAUAGGGCUAAAAAUACGGUACUUUUCCUGAUAUUCACUUCAUCAGCGGCACUGGUGAAACAAAACAAGGCUCUCUAUUUCCUCUGUGCUUUGUUGCAAAAUGUUACUUUGUUUUGUUUAUUUUUAUUACAUAUAUAAUCCUGUCCUUCCUCCCAAAGGAGCCCAGGGUAGCAUCCAGGGAGUGUUAGGAACUGAGAUAUGAAAGCUAGGAGCUAAAUGGAACCUUAAACCUGGUUAUGGGUGCAACAAUGGAAUGUCUAGGCACGCUUUUUUAUAACAAGAAUACAAAGCUGAAAAUGAGUGGACUGCAGUUAGAAUAUUAUGUUCAUUUUUCACAUGGUCUAGUCCUUCCCCUGCUUACCGCCCUAAUAUUCUUAAGAGGGUCUCUUCUCCAGUCUUCAGAGAGCAGCUGGAAGUGGGGAGACAGAAAAAGGUCCUUUUUUCCAUCCAUUCUGUAGUUUUAAGUGGAAAUCUUAGGCGCAGCACUGCGCCCAGAGCUCAGAAACAGCUCACACAAAUGCAAUUCCCUGUCGCAAAAUGCUCCUGGAGCAAUGGGAGUUUUGAACACUGCACCCAGGGUUUUAUUGGCUGUUCCAUCUUCUCUUGUUAUUAUUACAUACCAGGACAAAAAUGGCAUUUUAUAAAAAAGGUUCAAGUGGUAAUCAGUAUACAGUGGUACCUCUGGUUGUGAACGGGAUCCAUUCACAACCUGAAAGGAACGCAACCCGCGUCUGCGCUCACACGGGUUGCAAUUCGCUGCUUCUGUGCAUGUGUGUGACGUCAUUUUGCACGUCCGCGCAUGCACAAGCGGUGAAACCCGGAAGUAACCCUUUCCGGUACUUCCGGGUCGCUUCGGGAUGCAACCUGAAAAGACGCAACCUGAACCGAACGUAACAAGAGUGUAUUGCAAAGUAUCAAAGGCGCCUUGGUAUAUUUGCACUUCUUGUCCAUAAUAUUAACCCCUUCUCUUGUGCCAACUGUAGGACUAUCUUCACUCUCUGGGGAAAGCUCGGACGGCUCAGGUGCAGAAGGAUGCGAGGAUUGGAGAAGCUGAAGCUAAGAGGGAUGCUGGUAUCAAGGUGAGCUCUGGGACCAGGCCCCUAGAGUGAACCGGCCUCUCCUGCUAAUCUUGGUCUUUUGGAUUUUUUCUAUUUACUCUGGAGAUGCCCACCAGAAAGUAGGAAAGUGGCUCUGUGAGAUUGGCUGUAUCUCAUGCACUGUGGAAUGCCCUUCCCGCUUGCCAUAUUUGAACCACCACCUGUUAGCUGCUUCAGACAUCUUGUGAAGCCUUUGGGUUGGGUUUUCCUUUCCCAUCGCCAGAGAAAAAUUCCAGGGGUGUACAGUGAAAGGAGAGGGGAGGAAAGCCUCAGCCCAGUAUACCUGAAGGAGCGUCUCCACCCCCAUCAUUCUGCCCAGACACUGAGGUCCAGCUCCGAGGGCCUUCUGGCGGUUCCCUCCCUGUGAGAAGCGAAGUUACAGGAAACAAGGCGGAGGGCCUUCUUGGUGGUGGCACCUGCCCUUGUGGAACGCCCUCCCAUCAGAUGUCAAAUAAAUAAACAACUACCUGACUUUUAGAAGACAUCUGGAGGCAGCCCUGUAUUGGGACAUUUUCAAUGCUUUGUGUUUUACUAUUGUUUUAUAUAUGCUGUAAGCCGCCCAAAGUGGCUGGGGAAACCCAGCCAGAUGGGCUCGGUUUAAGUAAUAAGAUUCUUAUUCUUAUUAGCCCAUUGUGCAAGCAGAAGUCCUUCUUCAGGGCUCCUUUUGUGAAUCCUGCACGUAUUUUUUUCCUCUGGGUUUACUUAACUCAUAAGAUUGUUCCUUUUUAUUUCUGAAUUCCCAUUUUUUUAUAAUGCUGGAGCUUUUUCCUCUUGGGUUAUUGCUUCAGUGUUAUUUUUGGAUACCACUUCAGCAAUUUAAAAAAAACACAUUACAAUACGAUAUGAUACGAUAAUCUUUAAUAAUAAUAAUAAUAAUAAUAAUAAUAAUAAUUUAUUAUUUGUACCCCGCCCAUCUGGCUGGGCUUCCCCAGCCACUCUGGGCGGCUUCCAACAAAGAUCAAAAAUACAUUAAAACGUCACACAUUAAAAACUUCCCUGAACAGGGCAGCGCUUUAGAAUCACUUGUAAUUAAACCGCUAGAGAAGUGUCACCCUCGUUGCCCUUCCCAGCCGCCGUGGGGGAGCUGAGAUAUUUUGCAAAGGCCCUCCUCCAACGUUAUGCCCCUCUCUCUCUCUCUCUCUCUCUCACACACACACACACACACACACACCAAUCACUCACCUAAACAAGUACAGUGGUCCCUUGGUUCUCAAACUUAAUCUGUUCCGGGAGCCGGUUCAACUUCCGAAACCAUUUGAAAACCAAGGCACGGCUUUCAAUUGGCUGCAGGAGCUUCCUGCACUCAAACUGAAGCUGCGUCGGAUAUUCGGUUCCCGAAAAGCGUUUGGUUUGCAAACCGGAACACUUAAUUCCGGGUUUAUGGCGUUCAGGAGCCAAAACAUAUGAGUACCAAGGCGUUCGAGAACCAAGAUACGAAAGGAAAACCCAACUCACAUUUUAAAAUGUGAGUUGGCCAUACGGCACUUGCACUGCAUUUUGAAAUGUGCAGCUGUUUGGAGCUUGGAAGUUUUCAAAUCGUGCAAAUAGGAGAGUGGAAAAAAGGGCUGAGAUCUCCUGCCUGGUGAUGUUGUCAGGGACUAUUCAGGUUUGCAUCGCAAGACAUUUUCUCUCGUCACUAUUCCCAUUGGGAAUUCGGCACCUGAGGCCUCUCUCCUCCAGGCAGAAGGUCAGAGUUUUCCCAAGGUGGGCCUCACCCCCAUUUAAAAGUUUCCUCGCAUUUUAUUUGCUGCUAUUAUUUUGUUAAAGGUGAGCCAUUUUUUUCUGGGCGGGGUAUGUGUUCCCUUUCCUGCCGUCUUUGGGGGGAAAUCCAGUUGCCUCUUUCUGUGCCCAACCCAUCUAACCCGAUGCAAGUGGAAGGUCCGAAACUGAUCUGUCGCCCCUGUUUCCGUCUGCAGGAAGCAAAGGCCAAGCAGGAGAAAUUGUCUGCUCAGUACUUGAGCGAAACAGAAAUGGCCAAAGCCCAGCGGGACUAUGAGCUGAAGAAGGCCACUUACGAUUACGAGGUGAACACGCGGAAAGCGGAGUCUGACCUGGCCUAUCAGCUCCAGGUGAGGCAAGCUUUAGUUAUGGAAGGUGAUGGGCAGAGGAAGGGGAAAUAAGUCACAGGAGCAGGGUGGAUAAAAAUCAAUGGUUUUUUUAGAAAUUGGAUUUUUAAAAUUUAAAUUUUUUUGUUUAUUUAAAUCAGAUUCUUAAAAUAAAGUGCUUCUGGAGAGAAAACCUUUCUAAAGAUAGUUUUCUAUUUAAGUUACAUUGUAGCCAAAGGCUAUUCAUCAGGAAAUAAGGAUUUGUUUUAAGUUUUUCUUGUGUGCUAAAAUUCAAGUCUGGUUUUCUUGUUUGUUUAACCACAUCAGUUAACAAACAUGGAUACAUAUGCUAUACAGUGGUACCUCUGGAUACGCACACCUCUGGUUGCGUAUCCUUCAGGAAGUAUUUUUUGGGGGUUUCACCGUGUGUACAUGUGCAGAAGCGGUCCCUCUGGUUGCGGAAACCUCAGGAUCCGGCCAGAGCUCUGGAAUGGAUCCCGUCUGCAACCGGAGGUACCACUGUAAUGUUAUUGUUUUAGUUAAAUAAAUCGUUUACAUUUUUAUUAAGGAAAUGAUUAUUUUUCUCCCUCCAAUAAAGUACAGUAGAAAAGUUGUCCAAAUAUAAACAGUUAACUUAUUAAACCUCACAUAAUUUCAUAACUAUCUGUCUAUGUUUUUCUAACAGUAUAAUCAAAUCAGUAAUCUUUGAUAUAGUUGUAAGAAGUACUCUGAAAAUUUAUUAUUCCAGAAAUGGACUGAAAAAGGCUGCCCUCCCCUUCUCUGCUGAAUGUAAAAUGAUGUCCCAAAUCUCAACAUUUUCCUUUGCCAAGAAAGAUCCUGCCUAAAUGCCCUUUUCCUUGCCUUCCAUUUGUUCUGUUUUUGUAGGAAUGUUAUUGGCGCAGCCUCUUCUUUAGGUUUGUGAUGUUUGUGACUGAAAAUAUACAUAAUUAACAGUUAGUGAAAACAAUCCAUUUUUUUAAAAGUUGAUACUUAUUCAGAGAUACAGUACGCAGAAAUACAUACCCAUUACAAAAUAUCUAUUUCUAACAUACUGAGAUAAAACAACUACUUAAUCUGAAAAAGAGCAAAGAAGGGAGAAAACACAAGAAAAAAAGAGAUUUAAAGAAGGAGAAAGCAAGAGAGAAGGAAAAGAAAGAAAAAUCUGAAGGAAGAUAGAGGAGGAGAAAUUUUUUCAAGCUGACUUGUUUCCACCAAAUGCAGUUAAGAGUACAGUGGUACCUCGGGUUAAGAACUUAAUUCGUUCCGGAGGUCUGUUCUUAACCUGAAACUAUUUUUAACCUGAAGCACCACUUUAGCUAAUGGGGCCUCUCGCUGCCGCCGCACAAUUUCUGUUCUCAUCCUGAGGUAAAGUUCUUAACCCGAAGUACUAUUUCUGGGUUAGCGGAGUCUGUAACCUGAAGUGUCUGUAACCUGAGGCGUCUGUAACCCGAGGUACCACUGUAACCACUUCCUCCUGUCAUGCUGCUCCCCCCCCCCCCAGAAAACCACUCUCUAGUGCUCAGUCGGAGCAAACAGCAACUUGGGUUUUCUCCAGAUUGCCAUUGGCUCCAAUUUAAAACUAAAGAGCAGGUUUUCCCUGGGGAAGGAGCGGGACCAGGAGAAAACAGCUUGGAGCCAUGUCUAGAAAGCAUGGGUCAAACAGAAAACUACUCAGACAAUCCUGGGACAAGCAGAACGGUUCAAACUCUGAACUUGUCCUCACAUCCACACCAGGUGAAGAGAGUGUUGUAGCCCAAGCGAACAGUAGGCUCACUCUUGGCAUGCUAAACUGUAGUUUCCUGCUUCUGUAGUUUCUGCCUCCACCAGAUUCCAAGGCACUGCCCGCUUGACCAAACCCCGCAAGCUGUUCCCUGACCCCGAGCCUCUCCCUUCUGUGUCUCUUCCAUGCUCUGCAGGUAGCCAAGACGAAGCAGAAGAUCGAGGAGGAGAAGAUGCAGGUGCUGGUGGUGGAGCGAGCCCAGCAGAUUCAGAUACAGGAGCAGGAAAUGAUCCGCAAGGAGCGCGAGCUGGAGGCGAAGGUCAAGAAGCCCGCCGAGGCAGAGCGUUUCCGGCUGGAGAAACUGGCGGAGGCUGAGAGGUACAGGCAGCGUUCGAAGGCCCAAAGGAGGGCUCCUGGGAGGAGUUGGGCGCAGGGAUACCGAAGCAGGAUUGUCAAAACCACCACAUUGGCUCCCAGUACGUUUCCAAUUGAAAGUGUUGGUGCUGACCUUUAAAGCCCUAAACGGCCUCGGCCCAGUAUACCUGAAGGAGCGUCUCCACCCCCAUCGUUCAGCCCGGACACUGAGGUCCAGCUCUGAGGGCCUUCUGGCAGUUCCCUCACUGCGAGAAGCAAGGUUACAGGGAAGCAGGCAGAGGGCCUUCUCGGUAGUGGCACCCGCCCUGUGGAACUCCCUCCCAUCAGAUUUCAAGGAAAUAAACAACUACCUGACUUUUAGAAGACACCUGAAGGCAGCCCUGCUAGGGAAGGUUUUAAUGUUUGAUGUUUUAUCUUUUUAAUAUUCUGUUGGGAGCCACCCAGAGUGGCUGGGGAAACCCAGCCAGAUGGGCAGGGUAUGUAUGUAUGUAUGUAUGUAUGUAUGUAUGUAUGUAUUUUUAAAGAAAGCUGUAGAGCAUGAGUAGGCAAACUAAGGCCCGGGGGCCAGAUCCGGCCCAAUCACCUUCUAAAUCCGGCCCGCGGAUGGUCUGGGAAUCAGCAUGUUUUUACAUGAGUAGAAUGUGUGCUUUUAUUUAAAAUGCAUCUCUGGGUUAUUUGCGGGGCAUAGGAAUUCGUUCAUAUUUUUUCCCAAAAUAUAGUCCGGCCCCCCACAAGGUCUGAGGGACAGUGGACCGGCCCCCUGCUGUAGAGCAAAUCAGCCUACAAGGUCUCCCAACCUUUGCAGAUGUGGGAUGGACACUGCAGCAAGGAGAUAGUUUGUCUGUGCCCAAGCAAAUAUUUGUACAGUCAUACCUCGUGUUGCGUCCGCUUCAUGUUGCGUCUUUUCACGUUACGUCCCACGGCAACCUGGAAGUACCGGAACAGGUUACUUCCAGGUUUCGCUGCUUGUGCAUGCGCAGAAGCACCAAAUCGCGCCUGCGCAGACGCAACACUUCAAGUUGCCAGCAUUUCACGUUACAGACGGGCCUCCGGGAUGGAUCCCGUCCAUAACAGAAGGUAUCACUGUACAGUGGUACCUCGGGUUACAUACGCUUUAGGUUACAUAUGCUUCAGGUUACACACUCCGCUAACCCAGAAAUAGUGCUUCAGGUUAAGAACUUUGCUUCAGGAUAAGAACAGAAAUCGGGCUCCGGCGGCAGCAGGAGCCCCCAUUAGCUAAAGUGGUACCUCAGGUUAAGAACAGUUUCAGGUUAAGAACAGACCUCCGGAAUGAAUUAAGUACUUAACCCGAGGUACCACUGUAUAUUCUUUCUACACAAAGCCCUUUGGCCAGGACAUCACUUUGGCCCAGGUGAGGCCGUAAGUGGCAAAUGCCCAAAUCUUACAGAUAGCUCCCCUUUUCUGGGCUCAGAGCCCAGCACCCCAGUCCUGCAGAUAAGCCUAACAUCAAAACAGGCCAAUUAGACUACAUUGGAGCGAGCGAAUAUAAUCAUUUAUGAGCUUGUUUCUGCAACAACUACCAAUCUAUUGACGGUACGCAGUUUGUUUCCCACUCGCUUGUGAGAACAAAGAGCUCACAGUUACUAUGACUACCAAUUAAUUGUGGGGUUGACUACCAAAAUGGUGCUUCCGGAACAGUUCACCUUGGGUUCAACGCAGGGCGUGUCCCUCCAUCUUUUUCUGUGCAGAGGCUGCUGGAGCUGCUGCUUCUGUUUUUACCAGACACUAAAACAGAUGCAGAAUCCCCCUGGAGAUAUAGAUGGCACUGGAUGGUAUCAUUUGCCCGGAAAUAAUGCAUACUUUUCAUUUCCGUGGGAGGAAGUCGAUGUUACACUACAGCUAUUGUUCUGUCAGAGCGAGCUUUUCAGCUCCCCCCUCUGCUCCUUCUGCUUUUCUGGGGGUUUUCCUGACCCUUGCCGGGUCACCUUUGUUGGGGGUACAGGGUGGAAAUCUGCCCCACUGCACUCGUGGGAACCCCUGCUCUGGGCUUCAGCUAGCUGAGCUGCUUAGCACAUUGUAUUAUUUAUCUAAUGAUAUUAAAAGAGCAGUAUUCAACAAUUACAAAAUGCACAGUCACUGUCAUUUACAAAUGUGUAUCAAUAUUUGUAUACAUAUAAACUUGGGGGGGUGUUUUCUUGUUGUUUUUUGUAAAAAGCCCCCUCAGGAUUAUUAUUUUUUAAAUCUUUAAAUAUUAAUUUGCAGCCUCUUCAUAAUUCAGAGCAGGGAGAACUGCAUUUCUCUCCACCACCAACCCCCCCGUACCCAUUCUUCUCCCCAGACAAGUAAACUGUUCCUUUUCCUGAGAUUUGCAAUUAAGUUUUCUGCCAAAUUAUGCACAAAACACAAAAAUCCUUACAUGCAUGUGCACACACACAAUUCUAUACAGAGAUAGAUAGAUAGAUAGAUAGAUAGAUAGAUAGAUAGAUAGAUAGAUAGAUAUUAAGGUAUGGUAUGCUGAUAUGCUAUGAACCAUCCUAAGAUCUUUGGAUAAAGGGUGGUAUAAUAAUAAUAAUAAUAAUAAUAAUAAUAAUAAUAAUAAUGUGUUCCCAAACCCUGAGCUUGCUAUAUCCUUGACCCUCCUGGUUUCGACCUCCGUUUUGUGAGGCAAAAAGGUUGCGGAUAAGACCCCCCUUUUUUGGCUGUGGGGAGCAGGGAGCAGCCAUGAAGACCCUCCUUCUUUCUUCUCUAACAGGACACAGUUGAUCAUGCAGGCGGAGGCUGAAGCAGAGGCCAUCCGGGUGAGUGUGUGUCCCCGUUCCCCCGUGUUGUGGGAGGAAUGUUUCCAGGCAGGAGGGAUGGAAGCCAACUCAUGGUCCUUUUUGCUCCUUGUCUGCAGGUGAAGGGUGAGGCUGAGGCCUUCGCUAUUGAGGCCAAGGCCCGGGCUGAUGCCCAGCAGAUGUCAAAGAAGGCAGAGGCCUUCCAGCAGUACCAGGAAGUAGCCAUGGUGGACAUGCUUCUGGAGAAGAUUCCAGAGGUGAGGCCCCGCUCUCUCAAUAAGGGGACACUAUACUUCAAACAAAUACGGGAGGUGUCAGUAAUGGCAGCAGGAUAGAGAGCAAAACCUGGUCCAGAAAGUUAGCCUGUUUGCCGUUUCUUGUAUAAUUCCGUUUUUUAUAAUUCCUUCUGGUAAAAAAUGUAUUUGGACCGUGUUUAUACAUCAUAUAUUUUAUUUAUACCCUGCCCUCCCCAGCCAAGGCCGGGCUCAGGGUGGCUAACACCAGGUAUAAAAACAAUUGAUUAAAAUACAACUUAAAAACAAGAUAAAAAUACAACAUUAAAAUGCAGCCUCAUUUCAGUAGAAACUCAAAUCAAAAACUUUUUGGGGAUGAAAACUAUAUAUAUAGUUACAGAUAGGUAGCCGUGUUGGUCUGCCGUAGUCAAAACAAAAUAAAAAAAUUCCUUCCAGUAGCACCUUAGAGACCAGCUAAGUUUGUUCUUGGUAUGAACAUGCACACGAAAGCUCAUACCAACAACAAACUUAGUUGGUCUCUAAGGUGCUACGGGAAGGAAUUUUUUUAUUAUAUAUAUCUGCUGACCAAUCAGAUGUUCUUAGCCAGUCCUUUUUUUUUAUCAGUUAAUCAACUAAACGUCGCAGCAUUCUAGAGCUUAGAUGUUUGCUUUUGUUCUUGAUUCUGUUCAGAGGCUCAUGAUUCUGGCAGAGCUGUCCAGUUUUCCAGUUUUGUGCCAGUUACCGGAUUCUCUGCCAAAUAUGAGAGAGAGAGAAAGAAAAAGAUAAAUAUACAGAGAGAGAUACGCACACACAUACAAACAAACACAUGUAAAUGUGCAUACUGUCGUACCUUGGAAGUCAAACAGAAUCCGUUCCAGAAGUCCAUUCGACUUCCAAAACCAAAUUGUGGCUCCUGAUUGGCUGCAGGAAGCUCCUGUAGCCAAUCAGAAGCCGCGGAAGCCCAAUGGGACGUUCAGGUUCCAAAAGAACGUUUGCAAACCGGAACAAUCACUUCUGGGUUUGCGGCGUUGGGGAGCCAAAACGUCCCGAGUUCCAGGGUGUUUGGGGUCAAGCUACGACUGCAUUCUACUGUUUCCUUCUGCCGACAGAUGGCCGACGAGAUCAGCAAGCCCCUGACUUCAGUGAAGAAGAUCACCAUGGUAUCGAGCGGACCCGGGGACAUGGGGGCUGCCAAGAUAACUGGGGAGGUGCUGGAAAUCAUGAGCAGGCUGCCUGACACCGUGGAGAAACUCACAGGCGUUAGCAUCUCUCAGGUACCAAGCCAGAGCUGCUAGGUCCUUAACGGGGGGGGCUGGUUCCCCUCCCCCCCCGGAGGGUAGAUGGCAGGGUGGCAGAGAGUGGGCGGAGCCAGAGUCAAUGGUGGGCGGAGCCAACUCCUGGUUUUGUUCCCCAUCUUCCUCCCAGCUGAAUUCUACCUAGUCAACGCUGAGGAGGAGGAAGCCGACAGCCAAAGCACAUCUUGGGCAGUUUGUAAGUGGGGAGGCAGGCAGGUAGCUGAGUUUGGUGGGGCAGUGCCCCAUUUACCCUAACAGACCAGCCUCCACUGAUUCUUAGAUGAGGGCAAGAGGGAGAGAAGACUUAUCUGGUGCUUUGGUCACUGGCAACGUUCUAGUUGCAGCGGGAAGGCGUUUUGAAGCACGAGUAAGGAGCCAUCCCUGCCCCCUUUCUCCCCAACACCAGCAAAGGGAACCUGGGAGCCAUAUUCUGCGGAAGGAGGAAAGAUCGUGGGGAUGGGCGUUUUCGAAUCGCAGCUCCUCGGUUAUCCAAGGAGAGAGUGGGACUUGAGGAACCUCGGGUGCUUUUUCUUACCUCCCCUUUUCCUACGGCGUGGGCUUAAUCCGUCGCACUUUGUCUUUUCCGUCUUACCAGCAGAUGAAUCAGCAGAAGCCAAGACGGAUGAACUGAAUGCGGAAGACUUGCGGAGGGGGAGGGAGAGGGGGAAAUCCUUCCUGAGCGUGACCCUCGUCAUCUUGUAUGUGUCCAUAUAUAGAGUUCUUCCCCAUCCUGAGCCCUCCUGUAAUCGCUAAACCUUGAAUGGACUCGACUGUUGCAUGUUGGCCAACAAUCCUUGAAACUGCUGAGGUCUGUCACCCUUGCUGUCUCCCAGUGUCAACCCCGACGUGUACCUUGUAAGCACCCUGGCACCCAUUGCCGCUUGUCAUGCCAUGCUUCUGUUGCGCUCGUUCCCCCACCAACUGCACCCGUUGACGCCACUUCUUUGCAUUGUUGCCUGAGCUCGUCGGGUCACCGUGUACCUCCUGCAAGUGACUUCUCUUGGAGAAUUUAAGGAAGGAUCUGCUGCUGGAAUUACUGGGGAGGCAGCAAGGAGGAAUCUGGGAGGAAGGGGGAUCCAAGGCCUGCCCUUUAGAGGUUGGUUGGUUCCCGGGUGCUUUGCCAACAAGGACUUGUAAGAGUUUUGAGUUUAUGUAAGGUGGGUCCAGUGGAUGUUCUAAGGAACUGCCUUCAGCGAGUGGAGACGUUUUAGAGGGCCAGUCCUACACUAUUGACCGAUGCUUAAAGAACGGGCGUGGACACAGUUCUUGCUAGCUCCAUAGACCUAAAACCACUUAUAUUUUUCUGUGUAUGUAUGCCCACGCUAAUUCAGCCCCUUCUCCCUUUGUGCCAUAGUUCUUGGGCAUGGCUGAGAUGCCCCCACUUGGCAAAAUUCAAAUAAUCUUGCUCCCUUUUGUUGUUGCUCUUAUACUUUGUUUAAAACACACACGUACUAUCUCGCUUUUUCAAGGGGCAUGUGUUUACGGCCACUCUGCACUAAGCCACAAGUAUACGAAGCCAAAGGCAUGUUCCACGCUGCAUUUGGCACAGUGGGCAGGUGGCCAAACACUGUUCUGGUAGGUGCGUAUUAACAGAGACAAGAUGUGUAAUGAAUGCAUAUUUAUUCCCCCCCCCCCCUUUAAAAUCAACAUCUGAUUGUGCCUUAUAUCUAUGUUAGCUUCUGGAACAAUCCUACGUUGCCACCAGUCCCGUGGCUGGAAUAGGAGGCGGGUGCAUGUAUGGGCUUGUGGGAUACACAAUCAAGAUGACAGGUGCUGUUGUCCUUUUACAAGUUUGGAUUCUGGGCCAAGAGGGUUAUAUGGUACUUGCAGAAACCUGGCUGUGGCUUUGGCCUAGCCUUUCCCCUUGACAUGCUAGUUUUCUGCAUGCAGGGAGCUUUCCUGAAGGAGAGCAUUCCAACCACAGUAGGACAUGAAGACUCUGCGCCACAUGGUUCACCUGUUGCGUUCAGAUCUGCCUUGGCAAUCUUUGCCGUGAGGUGGGUUGGCCCUCCGAGAAUGGCUGCCAAAACAGAGACAAUCGGCUCUUGCUUCAUUCAGGAUGAGAAACCCCAAUAAAGGACCAUUUAAAGAGCUCACCCAUCCACUUUUCCGCUGCCAGACUCUGGUCUUGUCCUUACAUUUCAGCUGUUUUGAGCCAUGUCUGAGCUUCCCAGAGUGAGCUGCGAGUAGCCAGACUCCGCUGUGUCGCCUUUGCCCUCUCCCCUCGUGCCGCAAAUCAUGUUCGCUUGCCUGCUGCUCACUCCCAAGAUGAAGCACGCUUGAUUGUAGGUGGAGCACAUCUGACCCUGUACCUAACGGAGAAGCCGCUUGUUUGUGCCUAUCCCACCUCUUGCCCUGCUUGCUGUGUAGUAAGGCCUCAGCACCGUGCCUUGUCUGACUCUUUGCCAAGGAGAAAGAGUUGCCCCCAUCGUCCUUUCUGCCACCAAGACACUCCGCUUAUAAUAAAAGCCAAGAUUACUGCCUGUGCCCCUCUCUCUCUCUCUCUCUCUCUCUCUCUCUCUCUCUCUGUGUGUGUUUGUUUAGCCCACCCUGGCUGGGCUUUUUCUUCCUCCCUGCCUUCCAAAACUAAAAAUGUUUAGAGCACCUCAAAAUGCGUCCAGAGCCAGAGGCGGAGCUAGCUGCUGUGCACCUGGGGCGGGGCUAAUGUCCCAGGGGGGCACCACCCGCAGCGAGCAUCCGGGGGGGGUGCGGUGAUGUCACCCCCCUCAGGGAUGACACCUGGUGCGGACCGCACCCCCUUCCUCCGCCAGUGUCGAUAGCACCUCAAAACGUGUCCAGCAGUCUCUCUUUCCCAGCCAAUCUUACUGAAAAACUUUUAGUCUGCCUCCCGAAAUGCUUUUGAUUGUUUUUCUUGCUUUUCUCCCUCCCUCUGGCUGGAGGAGGGGGGGAACGAAGGAUGAGUCAUCUCCAACUAUCUCAUAAGAACCUUGUGCCAUUUAUCACUGAUUAACCGAAGAGAAGACGUCCCCCUGGCAACUUUGCCACUGACCUCCAGGAAAUAGUUGCAGUCUUUCUGGCUCCAUUAGCUGCAGAGUGGCACUUCAGUGAGGCAAGUGAACAAUUAAUUGCCCCAGGCAGAGGCAGGGGGUACAUUAGCACCGCUCUGGGCCCCUGCUGCCAUGCCAGGACUGCUAGCUCUGGAAAAGGUGGCCUGGGAGACUUGUCUGCAUUGAAAUUCUGGUUUAAGAUCAGCACAAUUAGUAACGCUGAGCUCGUAACUAAAUUUUGAAAAGGCUUGGAAGUGCAGGUGCUUUCCCAGCAAGCCUGCAGGGACAACUGCUGUGUUGUGGUGGUUAGAGUGUCCAGAGUAGGACCUAGGAGAUCAAAUCUUCACUUGGCCACGAAGCUCAUCUUGGGCCAGUCACUGCCUCUCAGUCUAACCAGGCGGGAUAUAAAUGAAAUGAUAAAUACAUAAAGCUCAGUUUCGUCCCUUAACACAAAAAGUCGCACUCCUGGUUAGCUUUCUUCGUUUGUGCAGCCUAACAAAAAGUCAUUUUGCUGUUGCUGCUGCUGCCGCCGCCAUUAUUAUUGUUAAUUUAAUUCAAUUUGGUUCAUCUGUUUGUAUGCUACGCUUCAAAGAAAAAACUGCCCCAAAGAGGCUCUCAACAUGCCAGAUGGACAACUGCUAUGCCAAUUAAAAAAAAACCAUACUAAAACAGUUAUGAAUGGUGUCAAUACGUAAACCCAUUAAUAAAUCUCAAGUUUUUGCACACAAAAAGGGACCCAUGCUGUUUAGAUACAGAUCACCCUACCAGCAGACCCUGAUCUGCUCACCCCUGCCAUGUUGACUGGGGUGAGAAAUACAUGCAGGCCUCAGCGCAAGACUCUCUUUGUCCAGCUGCCUUUUAAUCCUGCUUUUCCUUCCGCCGCUAACCCUGAGUGUGUCUAUUGUCCAUUGUCUUCCCGGAUCCAGCAGCAGCAGCUGCAAAGGUCAGCGCCAGCCACAUCUGGCCUCCAGCCAUGCUGAUCUUACUCGAUGGAGCUGUGCUCCUCUCAGCGGGAUGAUGCGAUAGUCUGGCCGGAGCUGAGCGUGCGACUGCGUGACUACAGUCCAGCUAUUUAGACGCCAGCUGGAAGGAGCUGCUGGUUUGACAGCAGCCCUGUUGGGAGGAACUUGACAAGUGUGGCUUCGGUCAAGAAUAGCAAGGAACAAAGCGGCUCCUUCGCUUUUUGACUCAGAGCCACAAGCAGCGUGCAUGGGCCCUGCCAUUAGGCAGAUGGGGCAAUUGCCUCAGGCAGCAGAAGCAGCACCCAGCUGUGGGGUGCGAAAAGGCAGCAAAUUCCAUCCAGGCUCUGUGUUCAUCACAAUGACCGCUGUUUCCCUUCCACUGCAGCUCAGUUUCUGCCAAAUCCUACAUCAUUUAUUCCCAUAACCUAUAUUCAUUCCAAUGUAAAGAAAACACCAAAACAAUGUUUUUAAAACCCAUCAUUCGUGGACUUGCCAACAAAGACAAUGACGUGAAUGCAUACCAGUUCAAUUUAAAAAGUUAGUUAAAAGAAACCAAGUCGAGAGGAAUGCUCAAUAAACCUGCAGUCAUCUGGAAGUGACUGCAGUUAGGUAACCUAUGACUAAUAAGACUUUGUGUGGGUGUGUUUAAAUAAUGCUGUUCGCCUCGCACCAUUUCGAAAUGUGGUAGCCUGCUGUGUUUGGGACCCUGCUGCUCAUUCUUCUGAGUGGGGACCUGGGCUUCUCCCUCAAAGACAUGCCCUGGUGCUACCACUGGUGGGCUCUUUUUGGAGAAUAAAUAUUUUUCAAGUC
Podarcis lilfordi (Lilford's wall lizard) is the source of this 27067-nucleotide messenger RNA. The record is from the annotation of a GenBank genome assembly. Lineage: Eukaryota; Metazoa; Chordata; Lepidosauria; Squamata; Lacertidae.